Molecule: messenger RNA, 1092 nt
Organism: Mesorhabditis belari
Lineage: Eukaryota; Metazoa; Nematoda; Chromadorea; Rhabditida; Rhabditidae
Source: the annotation of a GenBank genome assembly
AUGAGUUGGGCGUGUUUUAAAAAUAACGCCACUAUUCCAACUGCACAAGACGUGGACUGGUUGCGCACCAUUGAAGAACCAAAACGCAUGAAUUUGACUGGAAACAUCGUCAGCUUUUUGGAAGAAGCUUCGGUGAAAGUUCAUCAUCAAUCGCCGUCUAUCAACACCCUUGGAGAACGGGGCCCAGACAAUAAACCUUUCUUUGCCAUCGAAUGCAUAAUGUCCAAAUACAGGGGUGUAGGACACGGAUUGAACAAGAAGGUCGCCAAAAUCAAUGCUGUGCACGACUUGCUGAAGCAAGUGAUCGAAAUUGGCGGCGAGAGACCAUAUGGGAUACAGGGGAAUACAAAGAAAGAACGCUUGGAGUUUAUCAAAAGAUUGUACGAAAAUUCAAUGAAGCAAUUUGGAACGGCGGUCGCUUUACCCCCAGUGGAUGUCAUAAGUCCGGCGUCAACUUCACCUACAACAUCUGCAGCAAACUAUGUGGGGCUGCUUCAAGAAUAUUGCCAAAAGAAUAAAAUUCCUUCUCCCAGUUACGAAUGUGACGAGCGUGGCCCCGACAACAUGAAAGUUUUUAAACACACGUGCAAGGUGAUAAAUCAAACAGCAGAGAGUGAGGACAAGACAAAGAAGAAAUCGAAGAAUGAUGCGGCACGCAAGAUGUACGAGCUCUUGCGAGAAAGUGUACAAGAAAUGGGCAAAGAUUCGUUGAGUACCGAAGUCAUUAAUGAUGAAGACGAAACUUCGGAGAACUAUCUGAACGAAAAAACUUCAAAGGACGAUUUCUCUUUGGACAAAAUUGAUGCAAUCGACGAGUUUAAAGAAUUAUUGAAGACGUCAAAGGUGUUUUCUACACCGAAAUAUGAGUUUAAAGAUGUUUUACAAUUGGAUAGUGCUGGAAACCACCAAACAAUGCUCAAAAUGACGAUGAGACUUCCCGGAGAAGCGAUCGAAUCUGCGUUUUGUUAUCCCGGAUUUGGACAAACCAUGACACAAGCUCAUCUGAUGGCCGCUAACCAUGCUGUUUUACUAUUGAAGACUUACAGCAAUUGUGUAAAUUUGCUUGUUGGAGAAACUAAUCUAAUCUCAUUG